AUGAGGGCUGCCUAUUGGUUGUUGUUCCUCGUUGUUCUUUCUAUUCAAAACUCUUUUCAACGGGUCGACAAAAGGAUUAUCGAUUCGGAGAAAAAAUCAGAAAUAUCCUUGAAAAAUGACGAAUUCGCGUAUUCGAAGAAAGAUUGGAACAUGAAGAAGUUACAACAAUUGUUGAAACAGGCGACGAAUUCUUCCUCGAACGCGAUCAGCCAAGUGACUGCCACGAGUCAAGGUCCCUGUACAUGCGGAGGAGGUGUUUGCGCUUGUUGCUCUAGAAUUUUACUCGACACUUGGAAACAGAAGGCGUGUGUGGAUGUGACAUACGAUCCGGAUGAAUUUAGCUUCACGGCAAAAAUUUCUAUGAAUGACAAUGUUUUGUACUCGAGAACCGUAUCUUGGAAGAAUCCUCGGCCAAUAUGUGUACCAGUGCCACGAUUUCAAUUUAUCAAAGCAUGCGUCCGUUUUUAUAACAUUUAUUUCCAAGGUAGAAAUAUUCAUACGUGCGUGAACAUGGAGGGGAAGUUUAGAGAUACCACGAUAUUUAAAGUCGGGUUAGAUUGCAUUAGAUUCGGUGCAAAUGGCUUGGCACUGGUAAAGCCAGAGGAUGGAGGUGGAUUAGGUCAAAUAGAAUUCUUGCCAGAUGAUGAUGAUGAGGAUGAGGACGAUUAUGAUUACGACGAUGACGACGACGACGACGAUGAUUUACUUGAUUUUUGA
Molecule: messenger RNA, 717 nt
Organism: Apis laboriosa (Himalayan honeybee)
Lineage: Eukaryota; Metazoa; Arthropoda; Insecta; Hymenoptera; Apidae
Exons: 3
Coding region: 1-717 (238 amino acids)
Source: RefSeq, a predicted model, not a curated record